Messenger RNA from Nothobranchius furzeri (turquoise killifish), 3182 nucleotides. The record is from RefSeq and is a predicted model, not a curated record. Lineage: Eukaryota; Metazoa; Chordata; Actinopteri; Cyprinodontiformes; Nothobranchiidae.
AAAAAAAAUGUUUCAUUUUACAAAAUUCUUGUACUGAGCCAUAAAUUGAAGGGAAUGAUAUAAUACUUGAACUCUUCAAAUUUAACAGGUUAUGAAAUGCUAUGUGAUGUAAGAGUUCAGAACUGUCCAGCAGCAAGUUUGACAAAGUAAAAAGAAAACCCAAAGUGUUUCUGAGAGGAAUCAAGUGUUUGAACAUAACAGUCGCUGACAGCCCCCUCCCCUUUACCAUCACUGAACACUCAGACCAGUUGUAUACAUGAACAAUAGAAUUGGCUUUAAAGACACCAGCUAAGAAGGACCCGUGGACUUCAUGAACCAAGGAAACACGGAUAGGCCUGCGUCAGAGCCUUUUUGGAUCUGAGCAUCAUCGGUAAGUUAAUGAGUUGCUUUACACUAUAUUCAGUCAAAUGUGGAGUUAGGUUUCCAUUGCUGUUCUGCUGACACUGAGCUGUGACUGAGCUUUGUUCUUGGGAAACCAGGCCAGUUUUAAUCAACGAGUGAGUAAAGUCAUAACAUUUAACUCCAAACAUGAUUAUUCUUGAGCUUUUCAGCAAAAUGAACGUCCCAAGGAAUUUUCGUUGAAUAAUAGCUGCUUUUUAUUCCUGUGGUCUUCACUGAGCAUCCUCUUCUUUGGAUCUAAGUGUGACUGAUCUUUUCAGAGGACAGCAGCUGCCUGGAAGCCACUGAACAACAAUGAGCUGGAAGAUGAGGACACUCGCAAAGGUGACCAGAGAGGUAGGCUAUUUUUAAAUGAGUGAAAACUUGAUUUGUAGCUGACUGGAAACAUCUUUAUGAUCAGGUAAUAACUAAACUUAGCCAUGUGGAAGGGGAGGGGUCUAAGUUUUCAAUAAUUUGCUUUGGUGAGACUGAGUUUUAAGCAUUUCGGGACAUGUGUCACUAUAUGAUCUGAUUAACAGGACAGGUACAUGAUGAUUCUCUCAUUCUGCUCAUUGAUCAGAACAGAUUCUGUAACAUGGGGCUCAGUGCCAGUCCCUGCCCUCUCUGAUUUAUGAAUGAAUCAUACGUUUGCACAUCUGAUGGAUGGUUUUCUGUUAUUUCUCAAAAUCGUGAUUGAAAAUGAACCCAAUUCCCCCUCAGACGAUGAUGUUGAAUGACGUUGCUUUAAGCCCCUUUUGAGGGAGGAGGGCGACUUCAUUUAGUUUUGAUCUGAAGGUUGAUAAACAAAUGAUUUGAACAACAAUAAAAGACAAGAUGUUGCCCUAAGGGAGGAGUUAUCAUUGUCAAGGAGACAAUGCAACCUUAUUUUUAAAGUCAUUAUUAAACAAAUAAAACUGCGGGAGUUUGUAGAAACACCUACCGGAUAAGUGCACAUGCGAUCCACAAAAGAGCUGGUUUCUAAUUAAUGGGGAAUAGACGGACCUGUUGGCCGGACGGCGCGGACCCUGACAGGGGGCUAUGCGGACUCCGCUAUGGACCGACCCCGACUGAUUGCCUUGCUGUUAAUAGUGUUGGAGUGGACCUGUCCAGGCCUACCAUCCCCACCAAGGCCAAUCUGUGACCUGCGGGUCCUGAACCAUUUCAUCCAGGAAGCACGAGACGCAGAAGUUGCAAUGUCUUGUAGGGACGGAUGUGGCCUGACAGAGUUGGUCUCUGUUCCCCAAACCACUGUUAACUUUGAUGACUGGGAAAGGAAAAAUGCAACGGAGCAAGCCCAGGAAGUCCAGACUGGCUUGUGGCUUUUACAUCAGGCCCUCGGCUUACUACAGGCAUCGAUGACGGAUGUAGACCUAAACAAUCACAUAGACAACAGUAUAAGAAACCUGCUUAGCAUUAACGCUGUGCUGCGAAGCCUAAACAUUCAGGAAUACACCCCACCGACCAGCGCAGUGGGACUGGAGGGAACGUGGAAGGUGUCCUCGGUGGCAGAAGUCCUCCAAGUUCAUGUGAACUUUCUGCGAGGCAAAGUGCGCCUUCUCCUUGUGGGUGCAGAGGCUUGUCAGCAAGAUGUCAGCUGAUGAGCUUGUUCAGCUACUUCAGGCAAAAGCAACUUGUGUUUCCAAAGGCACGGGGAUGAACUUUACACUGUUAACCUACAGGUUGAAUACUGUAGGACGGUCCUCACAUUUAAGGAGGAAGCUCAAAGGAAAGGAGUCUUGGAAGAGCUUUGGAUGGACGGGAGGCGGCGGCACCUUGGAAUGUAGAUGUGUUGAAGCACAUAGUGACCAAAUGAUGCCUCUGGAAAGCACUGCGCCAACUGCUGUUCUACUGGCACUCUGUUGCACUUUCUGUGUGGAUGUGUGUGUGUGUAUGUGUGUGUGUGUGAGUUGAUACAGGACGUUUCAGUGAGUUUGACCUCUACACUUGUCUUUGUAGAGUGAAUAGUGGAGUGAAACGCAAAGAAAAUAUUGAUUGCACCUGGAAAUUGGAAGACUGUGGUUGCAAAGAGGCAAAAGUGGGACCUCACACAACAAGCCUUUAACUCAUUUCUAACUACGCCUCAGAAACUUUAGUCUUGGAAUUGGUCAGUGAUUAUUUUAUUUGUGAGUUGUAAAAAAAAACUAUUUAUACAUAUUUUUCUACUUUCAGGCUCUAGUCUAUACAUUAGUGAUAGGCCCUCUACUGGUUUCUGUCAUGUUCACGUUUUGUACCACUGAACAUUUGCACAUACACAAAAAUACCAAGCUGCUCUUGUUAUAAAGUUUGUAUCUCACUCCGAGAACAGAGGCCUUCAUCGCUGAUUGUCACCUCAGCUGUUGUGUGAGAGCGAGAGCUCGCUGUGGAGGGUUACAUGAGAACUCAGAAGCUGUUAUCUAUGUUUCAGUCUCUCUAACACCAACAUUCAUCCCGUCUCCAUACGCUGAUAGCCAGACUGCCUGGAAAAAUUUACAAUUAACAUCCUGUGGAGCUGUGAUUGCAAAUAGCUUUCCAGAGCCUGACGCUAGCACUGUUUUUCCCUUCCUCUGUUUUUCGUCACCAAACUGAAAACAGGCAGUUCUCAGAACUUUUUAAUUUAAAAGGGAUGCUCUACUGUUCACAAUAAUUGUUUGUUUUUGUUGUCUUUCCUUGUUUUUAUAUUUUGCUGUUUUUAAGAAGUUUUUGAGGAUGUUUAUCUAUUUUCUUUCCUGUUUUUUGUAUUGUUUUGUCCCAUCACUGCAGAAUUCACUAUUUAAAUACAAAAUAUCAUGUUUGGAUAAAGAGAGGAUGGCUGGAUGGAAACACAA